UCAUUGUUUCACUAUAAAAUGCUUUGAACCUCUUGUGAUUCAACAUAAGUUCUAGCCCUCUUGUGAUUCAACAUAAGUUCUAGCCGGUACCCAAGCAUUCUUCACUGUUUCUUUCUGUUAUUUUCAGCUGGGUGUUUUUACAUUGAUUAGCAAGCAUGGGAGAAGUCCUGACUGAAGAACAGAUUGCUGAGUUCCAAGAAGCCUUCUUUCUCUUUGAUAAAGAUGGUGAUGGCUGCAUAACCAUGGAAGAACUGGCUAUCGCGAUCAAGUCAUUGGAUGAGAAUCCGACAGAAGAAGAGCUGCAAAACAUGAUCAAUGAAGUUGACACUGAUGGUAAUGGAACUAUAGAAUUCGGGGAAUUCUUGAAUCUCAUGGCAAGGAAAAUGAAGGAAGCAGAAGCAGAGGAGGAACUAAAAGAAGCUUUCAGGGUAUUUGACAAGGAUCAAGAUGGCUACAUAUCGCCUUUUGAGUUGAGGCAAGUGAUGAUCAACUUAGGAGAGAAGCUGACAGAUGAAGAGAUAGAGCAGAUGAUUAGAGAGGCAGAUUUGGAUGGAGAUGGUCAAGUUAAUUAUGAGGAAUUCGUUAGAAUGAUGUUGGCUGCUUGACCAACUACUUCUCCUGCAACUUAAUAGGUUUAAAGUAUUUUUUUUUAAUAAUUAAAAGAAAGGAGAUUCGAAUCCUAUUUUUUAAAUAGGGAAUCAUACAUCAACUAAUGAGCUAAAUGCUCAUGUGCUAGCAUUAAAGUAUUGUUUUACAACUUAGGUUGCAUGCGUUUAGAUUCAUCAAUAUGCCCAUGUAUUUAUAAGUUAAACUUCUUUGUAUACUUAAAUUAAGAAUAGGAAGGGCUGACCAGAGAAUAUGACUAAGGAAAUGAAAAUUGAUUCUUGUAACCUUGAUAUAAUAUUAUAGAAAUCUGUACUAUUUUGAGGCCAA
Messenger RNA from Theobroma cacao (cacao), 933 nucleotides. RefSeq names its product calmodulin-like. The record is from RefSeq and is a predicted model, not a curated record. Lineage: Eukaryota; Viridiplantae; Streptophyta; Magnoliopsida; Malvales; Malvaceae. Gene Ontology annotation, cellular component: myosin II complex. Gene Ontology annotation, molecular function: calcium ion binding.